This is a messenger RNA of Haliotis rubra (blacklip abalone), 890 nucleotides long. Its product is annotated as 15-hydroxyprostaglandin dehydrogenase [NAD(+)]-like. Bases 1 to 762 code for a protein of 253 amino acids. The record is from RefSeq and is a predicted model, not a curated record. Gene Ontology annotation, molecular function: oxidoreductase activity, acting on the CH-OH group of donors, NAD or NADP as acceptor. The transcript is spliced from 7 exons. Gene Ontology annotation, cellular component: cytoplasm. NCBI's taxonomy places the organism in Eukaryota, Metazoa, Mollusca, Gastropoda, Lepetellida, Haliotidae.
AUGUUGUGCGAGGGUAAGGUAGUUCUAAUAACAGGCGCUGCUCAAGGACUGGGGAAAGCUAUCGCCGAGUCACUUCUCGCCCAAGGUGCAAAGGUGUGUGUAUGCGAUGUCAACGUGGACAUUGGGGAAGUGACCGUAGCCGGAUUACAGAAGCAACAUGGCCAAGACAGAGUGUUCUUCAUGAAGUGCGACGUGCUGGUAGAAGCUGAUUUGGAAGGCGUGUUCGUCGCCGUGAGAGAGCGAUAUGGCGGACUGGACAUCGUGGUGAAUAAUGCUGGUAUAGCUGACGAGAAGAACUGGUCAAGGAUGAUAGACAUCAAUCUGAAGUCGGUGAUCAGUGGUACCCUUCUGGCCGUGGACGCCAUGAGUGCAGCAGGGAAAGGCGGACUCGUGGUCAACUUGGCGUCUCUGUCAGGGAUGGUGCCCACCUACCAUCUGCCAGUAUAUGGAGCUUCCAAACAGGCUGUCAUUUCCUUCACUCAGAGUUGCGCUGACAACCCACACUACAAACGUGCCAACCUAAGGUUCGCCUGUGUGUGUCCCGCCUUCGCAGAUACCGCCAUCUUGCCUCAAAAUGACCUUGACCCUCGCUUUCCCUACCCAAGACAGGAAGCGCAGGCCCUUGUUGACAUGUUUGGUGUAAUGAACCCGAGUAAAGUGGGUGAGGCGUUUCUGGAACUACUGCAGGAGGAAUCUCUCGAUGGUGCUCUCGUCACGGUCAGCGAGAAGUUCGGCACCCAAGUCAAGAAAUGGAGGCGUUAAACACACCCUAGCUCUGUAUCUGUUUUAGCCGGGUGUCAGGUCAUGCUCGGAUAUAACACUUCACAGGGGCGGAUACAGGAUUUUCGUUGGGUGUGUGUGUGGGGUGUGGGUGUGGGUGCACCCCAAUC